AAUAAAAUACAGAAAGAAGGGUUUUAGCGUUAGCGCAAGAGUUUAAUCAUCUUCUUCUUCCUAUGUUUCUGUAACUGAAACGAAAAAAAAAUGUUGCGAACAUUCGACACUACUCAUCAUCUCACUCUAAGAACAACCUUACUCAUUCGUUCCUUCUUUUCUUCUUCAUCUUCUUCUUCUUCUUCUUCUUCUUUCUCUUUCACUUUCAAAACAAUCACAACUCUUUCACAAUCACAAUCUCAUUCUUUCCCUCCACUUUCAUCAACACUAACAAAACUCACUCAACAACAACACGCUUCUUUCUCCACGCGUAAUUUUCGUUCCAAUUUCGGUUCUUCUGUUAUACGCUGCGUUUCAUCAUUUCCUACACUCGACUGGAACGACGUCGUUUCUUGCUCUGAGGUUGAUGCUGAUGCUACUCAUGAUGAUGGAACGCUUGACCAAGAUUCUAAACCUGCGAUUCCUGUUAGAGCUUUCUUCUUCUCUACUAGUGUUGAUUUAAAAAGCUUGGUGGAGCAGAACAAACCAAACUUUGUCACACCAUCAUCAAGGAUGACUAAUUAUGUUGUUCUCAAGUUUGGAAAUCUUGGCGAUUCCAAGGGUCCUGGUUCUUCUUUCUUGAAUGGAACAAAUGGCUGUUACAUGGUAGUUUUUCAGUAUGGCUCCAUUGUAUUGUUUAACGUCUGCGAACAUGAGGUUGAUGGCUAUUUGAAAAUUGUUAGGAAGCAUGCAUCUGGUCUGCUUCCUGAAAUGAGAAAGGAUGAGUAUGAAGUUAGAGAAAAACCAGCUUUAAGCACAUGGAUGCUAGGAGGACUAGAUUACAUAAUGUUACAAUACUUGGACGUUGAUGGAAUUCGAACUAUUGGCAGUGUACUAGGUCAAAGUAUUGCUCUUGAUUACUAUGGCCGGCAGGUUGACGGAAUGGUUGCGGAAUUUACAGACAUAAAUCGUGAGAUGGAAGCGACUGGAAAAUUUAAGAUGCAAAGGAAAAAACUUUUCCAGUUGGUUGGCAAGGCAAAUUCAAAUCUUGCUGAUGUGAUUCUAAAGCUUGGAUUAUUUGAGAGAUCAGAUAUCGCAUGGAAAGAUGCCAAAUAUGGUCAGAUAUGGGAGUAUCUCAGAGAUGAAUUUGAAUUAACUCAGAGAUUUGCAAGUCUUGAUUUCAAGUUGAAAUUUGUUGAGCACAAUAUCCGAUUUCUACAAGAAAUUCUUCAAAACAGGAAAUCUGAUUUCCUAGAGUGGCUCAUUAUUGCAUUAAUUGGUGCAGAAAUUCUACUGUCUCUAUACGACAUUGUUCAACGGUCUGCAAUGAAUCUUCAUUAGUAUUGUUUCUAUUGGAAUAUUGUUAUUUUGCAAUGAAAAAACACACGGCAUGUCAAUCAACAAAUCAGCACAGGAUAAGAGAUCAAUGAGCAACUGUAAUAAAUAUUGAGCCAAGUGAUCAAACGCUUAUGGUUAUAUUGCUGCAGCUUUGGUGCACAAAAUUUCAUCAUAUUUAUUUUCCCUUUUUGAUGGCAUGUAAGUCCAGCUUGUAUUUUUAAUGGGUGUAGCAUAACAUGCUACUCAUCAAGAUGUUGGUGGCGCAUGCCAAUACAUUCUAAUAACUCUUGUAAAUAGCAAUUUGAGACCAUUUUUACUAGGUUAUUUACUAGUUAGUUUGUAUAACUUAUUAUAUUUGCAACAUAAAACUACACUGUAUGUUUUAUCGAACAUAAA
Messenger RNA from Trifolium pratense (red clover), 1713 nucleotides. RefSeq names its product protein RETARDED ROOT GROWTH-LIKE. The coding region runs from base 91 to 1320 and encodes 409 amino acids. The transcript has 7 exons. The record is from RefSeq and is a predicted model, not a curated record. Lineage: Eukaryota; Viridiplantae; Streptophyta; Magnoliopsida; Fabales; Fabaceae.